Molecule: messenger RNA, 795 nt
Organism: Pleurotus ostreatus (oyster mushroom)
Lineage: Eukaryota; Fungi; Basidiomycota; Agaricomycetes; Agaricales; Pleurotaceae
Exons: 9
Coding region: 1-795 (264 amino acids)
Molecular function (GO): oxidoreductase activity, acting on the CH-OH group of donors, NAD or NADP as acceptor
Source: RefSeq, a predicted model, not a curated record
AUGUCUGACCCGUCUUACAAAGGAGUCGCAAUAAUUACAGGUGCUGCCGAGGGCAUCGGACGGGGCAUCGCCCUACGACUGGUAUCCGACGGAUUCGACGUUGCGAUCAACGAUAUUCCCGCCAAGAUAGACGCGCUCGAACGCGUGGCCAACGAAAUCAGAACAAACUCUUCCCGGAGAGCUAUAUCUGUCCCCGGAGAUGUUUCGAUCGAAAGUGAUGUGAAAGGCAUUGUUGAGAAAGUGGUGCAAGAGCUUGGAGGACUGGAUGUGAUGAUUGCUAAUGCCGGUAUCGCCGUCAACAAGCCAAUCGCUGAUACAACGGUUGAUGAAUGGGAUCGGCUCUUUUCCGUCAAUGUGCGCGGGACAUUCCUGUGCUACAAGCAUGCUGCAGAGAUCAUGGUCAAGCAAGGCAGAGGUGGUCGGAUAAUCGGUGCAUGUUCGAUCGCCGGAAAGAAAGGUAUCCCGGAAGCAGCAUGUUACAGCAGUACCAAGUUCGCAAUCCGUGGGUUGACUCAGAGUGCAGCGCAAGAGUACGGGAAGUAUGGUAUCACCGUCAACGCCUAUGCGCCUGGCGCUAUUGAGACGCAAUUCCUGGGGAAAUUUGAUGGAUACCACGCCAGCAAAAGUGGCUUGAAGCCUGGAGAAUGGACCGAAGCCCUAAAAGGUGGCGUAGCUCUCGGAAAGAACGGAUCGCCCACCGAAGUCGCAAGCUUGGUUUCGUAUCUCGUCUCCAAAGACGCCCAUUUCAUCACCGGUCAAAGUAUCCUCGUCGAUGGCGGAGGGCUCUUUGAUUAA